Xiphophorus couchianus (Monterrey platyfish) is the source of this 7814-nucleotide messenger RNA. RefSeq names its product NBAS subunit of NRZ tethering complex (gene nbas). NCBI's taxonomy places the organism in Eukaryota, Metazoa, Chordata, Actinopteri, Cyprinodontiformes, Poeciliidae. The record is from RefSeq and is a predicted model, not a curated record. The transcript has 53 exons. Bases 52 to 7155 code for a protein of 2367 amino acids. Gene Ontology annotation, molecular function: SNARE binding. Gene Ontology annotation, biological process: retrograde vesicle-mediated transport, Golgi to endoplasmic reticulum. Gene Ontology annotation, cellular component: Dsl1/NZR complex.
UUUGUCUCGCUGCGCUUGCCGUAGGAGACAUUUCUGACAGCUGUGGCAAUCAUGGCCGAAGACAGCUUAAUGGAAGGCGAAGAGGAAAACAUUUUAUACGAUUUAUUAGUCAUUACGGAAUGGCCACCGGAGACUGACACACAGUUACGGGGCAUAAAGGAGUACAGCACGUCUGUAAUUGCAAAAGCGGUAACAGGACCGUUCCGAUUGCUCCUUCACUAUCUGUGGUAUAGCCCCUCUAGCUCAUCUCUGCCUCUUGGUCUCGUCCGACUGGCAAACAAGCAAAUCAACUGGCAGCUGGUUCUUUCAAGUAAUGGCAAACUAUUGGCGGUUGUUCAAGAUCAGUGUGUGGAAAUUAGAUCUGCGAGAGAUGACUUUGGCUCUGUCAUUGGAAAAUGCCAGGUGCCAAAGGACCCCAACCCUCAGUGGCGAAAGGUGGCGUGGAGCUACGACUGCACUCUGUUGGCAUAUGCGGACAGCACAGGCACUGUUCGCCUUUUUGACCUCAUUGGCAGCGAACUUUUUGUCAUUCCUCCGGUGGUGAGUUUUCCUGGAGAUUUCAGCUGUGCAGUCGCAGGACUGAUCUUCUUGGAGUACACGGCAAGUGCUCAGUGGUCAGCAGAGCUUCUUGUGAUCACAUACAGUGGUGGACUCAAGAGCUACCUUGUAAGUGUUGGAACCAAUCAAAACUUCCAGGAGAACCACACCUUCAGCUUUUCUCCGCACCAUUCUCGUGGCAUCACCUCGGCCGUUUAUCACCCUGCUCACCGAUUGCUGCUGGUAGGGGGCUGUGAAUCAGGGGAUAAUGGUGCAUCCAAGGCCUCCUGCAGCGGCAUCACUGCCUGGAGGGCGCUCUCUGGCUCGCCUCACUACAAGCAGGUCACCAGUUACGAGGACGAUAUUGGUUUGAGUCAGAGGAGAGGUUUCUUCAGGAUUCCCAGCGUAAGAUUCUUUUCAAGGCAAGGAGAUGAAAAGGACGGUGUGUUCCGCAUGAGCCUGAGCCCUGACGGGACACUUCUGGCUGUUAUCCACUUCUCUGGGCGUUUGUCUGUCUGGGACAUCCCUUCCCUAAAACAGAGGACCACAUGGAGCCAGGACCUACAGCCAGGAUUUGAGGAGAUCAACCCGGAGUGGAAGACGUCACUGGAGAGAAGGAAGAAAAUAAAAGAUAAGGAGCAGUACUACCCACUGGUGGAUGUGAGUUGGUGGAGUGACAACGUGUUGAUUCUGGCUCGUUGCUCUGGGUCGGUCACCGUAUCGUCCGUCAGAACGUUACGCAACCUUCUGGGGAAGUCCUGCGAAUGGUUCGAGCCUUCACCCAGAGUCACUGCUGCGCAUGAUGGGGGCUUCCUAAGCCUGGAGUGCGAGGUGAGACUUGCUCAGAAGCGUGCACGCUUUGAAAGCAAUCUCAGCAGCGGCGGAACCAUCGAGGAAGAAGAAGGAGAUGAUGGCGGAGACUCUGAUUCGGAUGAAGAGUCCUCAGCAAAAGCCCGCUACUUUGGCUACAUCAAGCAGGGCUUGUAUUACGUGACGGAGAUGGAACGUUUCGCGCCGCCACGCAAACGACCCAGAACAGUUGCUAAGAACUACCGCCUGGUCAGUUUGAGGUCCACCACCCCAGAGGAGCUGUAUCAGAGGAAGAUUGACAAUGAGGAAUAUGGAGAAGCUCUGUCACUCGCUCAGGCAUAUAAGCUGGACUCUGAUCUAGUCUACCAGAGACAGUGGAGGAAGAGCCAUGUCAGCAUUGCCUCAAUUCAAGAUUAUCUGAGCAAAAUCCGCAAGCGCUCCUGGGUAUUGCAUGAGUGUGUGGAGCGUGUCCCAGAAAAUGUAGAUGCUGCUAAAGAGCUGCUUCAGUAUGGGCUGAAGGGAACUGACCUGGAGGCCCUCAUAGCCAUUGGGCUAAAUGAAGAUGGUGGCAAGUUUAUCAUGCCUGGCGAUGUGGACCUUGAUGAUCUCCCAUAUGAAGACCUCUUGUCUGAUGAUGAGGAGCUAGAGAUGAAGAAGGAUAAGGAGAAAAGGAAAAUACAGGAGCUGCUAGCCAAGGUUGAUUUCAGCAGGUUGACCCUGGAGCAGAAGGAGCUGUGUCGUAGUCGACUGAAGCUGCUCUGCUACCUGGACCGACUGGCAACGUACGAGGAGAUACUUGGUGGGCCUCAUGCAGCUGAACAGAAAUAUGAUGCAGAGUUCUUCAAGAAGUUCCGGAGUCAAAAUAUUGUUCUGUCUGCAAGAAACUAUGCCAGGGAGAGCAAUGUUCAGGCUCUGAAUAUUCUGUUCACGUAUCAUGGAGAAGAACUCCUGCAGCACAGGCUGGCUAUCCUCUACAACUUUCCAGAAACCACCUCUCCCCACGAAUAUGCCGUUCUGCUGCCCGAGGCCUGUACGGAUGAAAGAGGGGAGUUGGCGUUGAUCCCUUGGGAGGAGCAAAGACACAGAGAGAUGGACUGGUGUGAGGCAGAGGAGUGCAGAGCGGUUCUGGACCAAAGCUUGUUUGAUGAUGAUGGUUUCCUAUAUGAGGAUUCUCCAGAGUUGCAAAGAUUUCGUACAGCCACACCGUCCAUUGAGCUUCUAUCUGACUGGUACCGGAGCAGAGCCCAGGACAUCGACUCCACCUCCAGACAGGUGGACUGCUCCUUGUCACUGGUAAGGCUGGGGAAGGAGCGGGAGAUCCCAGGGCUGGAGCUCCUGGCUGAUGACUUGGUCACCAUGGAAACGCUGGUGUAUGAGGCAUCAUGUGAACUCAGCCUGACACUUAAAGAUUUGCAGCAGCUCGGGGACAUUGACAAACUGCGCCUGCUUAUGAAAAACUCGAAUCCUGAGCGCUACAAGAAAGAUGCCGUCCAGUGGAUGGUGCCAUUCUUGCACCGCUGUGAGGGACACAGCGAAGGCGCUGCCAAGUCUCUGCUUACAAACUACCUGGUCAGCCUGGGCCAGCAAGACCUCACUCUCCCUCUGAUCAUUUUCCAGCACUCUAAACCUGUCUGCCAGCUGAAGAUUAUUGGAGACCCAGACCAGCUGAUGGAGGUAGCCUUGGAGUGCAUCUACAACUGUGAGAGAGACGACCAGCUCAGCCUCUGUUACGACAUUCUGGAGUGUCUUCCCCAAAGGGGCUAUGGACCAGAGACAGACAUCACAGGAUCACUCCAUGACAAAGUGGACAAACUUGAAAAGCAUCUAAGUGUGGUGGAAGUUUUGGAGAAGCAUGGCCUCCAGAAGCCCAUCUCAUAUGUGAAGAACAGCCAGAACAGUAAGGAGGAGGCCCACCAACUAAUGGUCAAGCUGUGCCGUCACACCGGCCGCAAGAACCCUCCAGUCAGUGAUUCAGUGUGGAGAGCUCUCCUGCAGGACCUGCUUGAUAUGCAGCAGAACGUUUACACUUGCCUAAAAUCAGAGACAUGUUAUCAGAUUUUUGUUGAGUCCCUGCUGUGCUCAAGCCGUGUGGAGAACAUACGCCUGGCAGGGCAGCUUAUGCAUUGCUCCACGGUGAAACAGGAUGUUCCCGUUAGCUUGUCUUUCCGGGGAAAAGGUUGUGCUUUGAAGGUGGCCUACAACAGCAGCUUGGAGUUGGUUUUGGCUGCUGCCAGGGAGUACUUCAACUCCUCCACAGCACUAACAGAUCCCUGCAUGGGGCUGGCCAGGGCAUGUCUCCAACUGAUCACCGACUGUCCUCCAGCCAUCCAGGAGGAACUGGAUCUCAUCAGUGCUCUCAGUCAACUGGAGGACUUCAGCGUUCGCAUUCUCCCGCUGCAAGUGCGACUGCGAUCAGACCGCUUAUCUCUCAUCCAAGAGUGCAUCGCCCAAUGCUCCACAGCCUACAAACAAUCUGCCACGUUGCUCAACCUGGCCUCGCUUCUACGAGUGUCAGGAGAUGACGACAACAGGCGAAAAGGCCAAGUGCUGACCUUGUUGGCAGAGCAAGCCCUCAAAUGUCUGGACUUUAAAGCCUCUUACAUCCACUGUCAGGACCUCAUGGGUGCAGGUUACAGUCCAGCGUGGGAGGUGUGCAGUUUGCUCGGUCAGAGUGAGGGUUACAGAGACCUGGAAGCGCGACAAGAAUUGUUAGCCUUUGCUUUGACACACUGUCCCCCAGACAACAUCCACGCCCUCCUUGCUGCCUCCAGUGACUUGCAAACUCAGUUGUUGUACCAGACUGUUAAUUAUCAAAUGGAGCCUGCCAAUAAAGAGAGUGGACAAGAAGUAGCUAAGGCUGACUAUCUCAAGGCUGGCACAUCUAGAGACCUCCUUCAUAGGACUACAGCAAAGACCAUGGAAGUGUUGACCACCACUGGACUGACAACCAAGGCAGUGCUGACAGCAGUCAGUGACCACCGUUGGUGGAAGGAGUCACUUAAUUACCUCCGUCCACUUCAGGGUCAUGGAGCAGGAGCCACCAACCAGGAAGGGGUAUAUGAAAACUCCAACCUGGAGCACCAGGGCUGCAGUGCUUUUUAUCAGGAGCUCAUUGAGGAUCCCUAUGUAGACCCGAGUCAAGAUUUUUACUCGUCCUACAAAGAAAUGCCUCAGGAAAACUUUGCUGAGGUUUUGCUGAGGACAGGGAAAUUAGCUGAGGCUAAAACAGAAGGAAAAACCUUGUUUCCUGCGACAGAAGUUUUGCUGCAGCUGGCCAAUGAUGCAUUUCCCAGAGACAUGAUGCUGGCUCUGUCCUACUUACUGGCCCUGCCUCAGGUGUUGGAUGCCAACAAGUGUUUUGAGAAGCAGUGCCACUCUGCUCUGUCACUCCAGCUGGCUGCUUACUACUACUCCCUGCAGAUCUAUUCCCGCCUCGUGCCCUGCUUCAAGGACAAAAACCACACUCUCUAUCAGGCCGAUCCGAAGGACCUGAUUCGACUGGUCACGCAGCAUGUCUCCUCAUAUUCGGCCUGGCCAGAGGAGCUGCAGAAGCUAAUCAGUCAGUUGUACGUGUACAAUGAGCGUUUGACAGACUUCACUCAGGCUCAGGUGUUGCAGGGCCUGGGCCGGGGAGUGGACGUGCAGCGCUUCAGCUCUGACUUGGAGUACAAGAAAAACACUAUUCUCGGCCUCACAGAGACACUGGAUGACGACGUGUACAGGAUUGCUUUAUCCCUGGCAAAGCGUUACUCCGUCCCUCUGUGGGAGGUCUACAUGACCCACCUCGAGUUCCUCUUUACAGAAAGCAGUCUUUCCACUGAAGAAAUCGAAAGUCGGAGUAACUCCCUCAAACUGUUUGACACUUUGAAAAGCGACCCGGAGGCCUUUUACAGCCACAUGACCAAAUAUGUUCUGCCCACUGUGGAGGGAAGUGACCUGGGCCGCCUUCUCUACUACUACACCUUAAUAGACGCUGCAGGCUGUGAGCCUUAUGUGACCACCAUCAUAAAACCAGACUCUCAUGUCAAACUGCUGAAGAACCUUCGUACUAUUGCCAAAGGUGUAAACUACAAAAAGCUGACUGAUGAGUCCUCUGAUCCACUGGCCACAUUACAGCCAGUCCUGACCAGUCAGAAUGUUCAGUCCAUCUCUAAACUCUCCAAUCGGCUGCCUUUACCCGGAGGCGGCAAGGCAACGGUCUCCGCCAGCGCAGUUCACGCACUAUGGCUGCAGAAAUUGUUUUGGAAAGGAGAUCCACAGCUGCUGAAACGACCCCCACGCAGUGAUCAGGAUUACCUGCAUGCUUACAACACCUGUGCCAAGUACCUGGACAAACUAGUCCCCACAGAUGCCAUCUGCUUCCUGGACAGUAUCACUUUCUCUCCUGACGCAGCCAAAAAUCUGAGCGUCCAAGCAAGGUUGGAGGUGAUAAAGCGAGCCUCCAAAGCCCUGCGCCAGCUGGCCGAAAAGAACAGGAACAGGAAGAAAGGAAUUGAUAAUAGUGGAGAGCAUGACGGUACAGACCCAACAGGAAUGACUUCUGACGAGGCUCUAGCACACCUGCAGCAAUCCGAGGCCCACCUGGACACUCUGAGUCAUGCCUUCGUCCUGUCACUCAAAGACAGCCAGCAGGAACAGCGACAGCGCUACAGUCAGCUUUAUGAUUUGUCGCGGUCUGAAAGGUCAAAAAUUUGCGAGUUAGCAGUCACAAUGGCAACUGACGGACAUCCUCUGGAGCAGAUUAAAGAGCUUCUGUCUGUAGCUGUUGGACCGCUCGACCUGUCUGUCAAAACUGUGCUUCAGGAGGCUGUGCAGAGGGUCGUGGCAGCACUUAGUGGAGACCAAACUGCCCUGACAAAUUACCCUAAACCCCUCAGGGUCCUGGAGGGGUUGGUGGCAUCUGUGCACAACAAUGUGCAGAGCGGUGACAGCACUGUGACUUCAGAUGACCUCCUGGCUUGGCUGCGUCCGUUCUGCGGUGACGCAUCCCUCCCGGUGAGGCCUCGCAUCGACGUCCUGCAGAUCCUGGAAAGUAACUUCAGUCUGAUGGACCAUGACGUCCGUCUUCUGCUGCUCUACAGGACUCAGGCUGUGCUCAAAGACAGAGAGGUCCAGGUAGAGGAUGUGGAGGAUGAAGACAAACGGUAUGCCCUUUUCCAGGAGAUGUUGGAUAGAGCGCAAAAGUGGGAGGACUUUCAGUUGCUCAUGCUUCUCUUGCAAGCAUGGCCACACAUGAUGAAAGAUGAAGUGGCCCAGUCAGAGCGUAACCCCUGGGUGAUGCUGACCUCAACGCUGCUGACCCGCUGCCAGGCCUCAGAGAGCACAUUAGACUUGGGUCAGGAGUUGGUCUCCAUGGUGAGGUCUCUUUACAAGACCAAACACAAGCUCCCUGUACAGUGUAUCCGACAAAUAGCACACCUGCUGCUCCAAAACCAGCCGAGCCUCCAGCAGUCCGCACUGAAACUAAUGGCUGAGAGCGGCGAUGAGCAGCUGCUGCAGCUGACUCUGGAUCAGAUCAACGGCAUGAGUGCAGAGACUGCCUCCUCCUGCGACACAGAGCUGCUUUCGUUGCUCCUGGACGCAGGCCUCUUGGUGGGCUGCGUCUCCUCAGCCUUGUACCCCCUGCUCAGCUCCCACAUGCUGUCCCACCAGCAGGAGGGAGGCUGGGAUGUGGAAAAAGCUGCUGCGGACCUGAUGGCGAUGGGCCAUGGGCCAGAGGCAGGCUCCCUACUGCUUUCUCACAGAGGAACUCACAGGGCCCAGUUCACCUUCAACUCUGCUUUGUCCGUGCUCAAGAAGUGGCUGUGAGGAAGAUGCCACGCAGAGGGAUGAAGAGGAUGUUUUUGACCACUAAGGUAGACAUAGACAGAGAGUGUAGAAGUACUAGCAAGCCAUAUAUCUGUAUUUAGUUCUGUAAUUUGGUUGAGAGAUAAUCAAUAGAAAACUAUUUCAACAGCAUGAGAGAUGAUUGCUUUAAUAUUGAAACAUCGGUUCAACUAGAAAUGCACACAGACAUAUACAACCCCAUUCUCAGCUGUCAUUCAGUCACGACUGAGCGUUCAGACAGAGGGACUAAUCAGAAACCGCACAAGCUCCUUGCUUUUAUACAUGCGUAACGUCUCCUAUUGUGUGAUAAAGUAAUUGAGCAGUAGCUGGGAGCUGUGGGUGGAUAUUAGCCUAUUGUUCCAUGACAGGUUUGCCUCUUUAACGUCACGCCGUUAAACACCCUGCCUCUGCUCCGUUGUUUUCUCCCUAAUAAUAACUAAUUAAUUUCCUCUAAACAAAUUAGCCCCACUGCUGCCCCAUGUUGGGCGUGUGUGCGUGUGUGUUUUUAGGAAUAAACAUGUAUGUGGGUGUAUGACAAUGCUGUCAGCAUGAUUUGUUCCAGCUAAAUCAAUACAAGAUGAUUGUGGUUUUCAUGCCGUUCCACUUAUCAGAGCUGAAAUAAAGGAAACAUGUAAUGAUAA